This is a messenger RNA of Fulvia fulva, 1131 nucleotides long. RefSeq lists its product as uncharacterized. The transcript has a single exon. The coding region runs from base 1 to 1131 and encodes 376 amino acids. Lineage: Eukaryota; Fungi; Ascomycota; Dothideomycetes; Mycosphaerellales; Mycosphaerellaceae. The record is from RefSeq and is a predicted model, not a curated record.
AUGCCGCCCGGUAGUACCACUACCGGCGCGGCUGCCGGCGCCUCUCUGCUAUCACAACCACUGGAAAUCUCGACCAAGGCGAGAAACGGCGACUUCGCUUACCAAUUGCUACGCUCCGGGGAAGUGGUCCAUGAUCGCGACACAUUGACCAUUAGCCUACGCCACGAAGACGGUGGUGAGCCCUUUUUGUGCAUCUCUUCCUACAAGAAGACGUCGCACAAUGCUGCGAAGUCCGAGCGCAAGGCUAAGGUCGUGCAAGCUAUGGGCACUGAUGGUCGUCUAAGCCAGAGUCGGUUGGCAAAGAUGCUAUUGCCACUCUUUCGCCUCCACAAUUGGCCCGACUACGACAAGGCUGUCGCCAUCACAUAUGGUCCCAUCGCCAUCGCGGUCUUCAACACUCUCGACUUCGAUGACACUACCCAUCUGAAUGUGUUGCAGGUUAUCAAGCUGGACGGGCUACAGGAGCACCAAAUCACAGGCUUCAAUCUGUGUAGCGAGUCACCGCUGCCGGGUCAAGGCCCCUGCAACUUCGGCACAGUCAUCCUGGAUACAUUGAAGCACGAUACUCCGGAACUCUUUCCUGAGCUCGGUGAUGAUGAGGAGCACUUCGAGGCUUGUCUAGAGAGUGAAGACAUCGACGAGAUCCUUGACGGCGAAGGAAGGAUUGAGUUUGGCUAUGAGUGGUACGAGAAGAAGCAGACUGCUGCAAACCCGAUGCUGGACCGGCGUCUCAAGGUCUUGCAGCAAAAGGCGGAUGCGAAGGUCAGUCCUCCACAGGCAGAGGCGACACGAGCGACCCCAACUUCUGCUUUGGUUGACGACAAGUCAGCUAAGGAGCACGAAAAGGUCAUCGUCGCCAACGAGCAAGACGCACUGCCAUCACCGGAUGCUCAGCCUCCGGCAGCAGCAGAGCCGAAGCCAGAGGUACAGCAGGAGCAAAAGAGCUCGGAGAACAAGAGUGGGAAGGCGCCGCUCUGCGAUCCUCCAGCUCCAACAAACAAGAAGCGCGUUGCUAGCGAGGCAGGCGUGGAAGAUCAGCCGGCGAACAUGCGCUUCAAAGAUGAUGAGCAAAUCGGAGCGCCAGGUGUUCGAGCUGGAGGCUCAGCUUUACGAUGCGCUUUUCGGGCCUGA